Aphidius gifuensis is the source of this 1823-nucleotide messenger RNA. Its product is annotated as serine protease persephone-like. The transcript is spliced from 5 exons. Gene Ontology annotation, biological process: proteolysis. Gene Ontology annotation, molecular function: serine-type endopeptidase activity. The record is from RefSeq and is a predicted model, not a curated record. NCBI's taxonomy places the organism in Eukaryota, Metazoa, Arthropoda, Insecta, Hymenoptera, Braconidae. The coding region runs from base 268 to 1356 and encodes 362 amino acids.
ACAGAUAUAUUAUAAUGAUCAAACAAUGUCAUUAACUGACCACAAGUUUUAAUAAAAAGCCUUGUAUCUGUUGAUUUUCAGUUUAUUUUAUCGUGAGCCAUCGAACGUCAAACAUUGAUUCUGUUGAUUUAGUCCCAUAAUAUUCCCAACUCAUUUUCAACGAAAUUGUGUGAAAGGAAACAAAGUUUAUUUCCAAGGUUUCCAAGUAUUAUAUUUUUUUUAUUUAUUUUUUUUUUAAUUUUUACAUUUUAUUUAAACAAAAAAAUAAUGAAUAUUAUUUUUUUUGUCAGCAUUGGAUUUCUUGGAAUAGUUUAUUCUGAUGAAUUAUAUGAGGGGGGUAGUUGUCCUCUUGAAAAUGGAAAACUUGGAAUGUGCAAAAAAGUACUUGAAUGUCCAAAAAAACUUGAAGAAGUUAGACAAGGAAAAAGAGAUGCUGUAUCAUCAAGAUGUGGAUUUGAUGGUGUCAUUGAAAUUGUUUGCUGUCCACUUGAUCUUAAACAAAAAUUUGGUCUACGACCUGUCGAACUUGCAUGUCAACAGUAUCAAAAUGAAAUUCUUCCAAUCAAAGGAUUAUCAUUUCAUAUAUUAAAAGGAACAGAAGCACGUUCAGGUGAAUUUCCUUAUGCAGCUGCACUUGGAUAUGCUAAAAAUGAUCCAGGAUCAUAUCAAAUUGAUUAUAAUUGUGGAGGAACAUUAAUAUCAUCAACAUUUGUUUUAACAGCUGCACAUUGUGUUAAUAAUAUUGAUGGCAAAGUGCCAGUUCGUGUUCGUGUUGGAUCAGAUAAUUUAGAAGCAAUAGAUUCAAGUGUUCAAGAGCUAAGAAUUGAAUAUAUAUUGCCAUCUCCAAGUUAUAAACGUACAGCAGCUUAUAAUGACAUUGCUCUUAUUAAACUUGCAAGUCCUGUCAAGUGGUCACCAACUGUUAAACCAAUUUGUUUACCAAGUAAACCAAUUGAACAACUUAAUAUAACAUCAGAUAGUUCAUUGAUUGUUGUUGGCUGGGGUGCAACAAAUAUUGAUGGAGAUUUUUCAAAAAUAUUAUUAAAAACACCAAGUCUAAAUGUUGUAUCGAGACAAGAGUGUUCACGUUUUUAUGCAGGUUUUCAAAGUUUAAGAAAUGGUAUAACAGAUGAUGUAAUAUGUGUUAUGGAUAAAAAUUUAACUAGAGGAGCAGAUGCAUGCCAGGGUGACAGUGGAGGACCACUUAUAUUAAUAAAUGAUGAUGAAGAAAGUUUAGUUGGAAUUGUUUCGUCAGGACAAAUAUGUGGAAGUCCUGUUCCUGCAUUAUAUACAUCAGUUUAUAAACAUCUUGAAUGGAUUGAAUCAUUUGUCUGGUCAGAUAGAAAUUCAAUUUAAAGAUAAAACUUUAAUAUAUAUAUCUUAUUUACAUAUAUAUCUAGUCUCUAUGAUAUUUUUUUUUCUAAUCUCAACAAUUUUAAACGAACCAAAAUUUAUUUAUUUUAUUUCUUUUUCUUGACACACGCACACACACAAAAAAAAAACUAUAUAUAGUUAUUAAUUUUUCUUAGAUAUUAUUGAAAUUUCUCUUUAUUUUUUUUUCAAUAUUUAUUUUUAUUUCAAAAAAUAUAUUCUUGCAAAUUACAUAAGCAAGAAUUGAUAAAGCAAAAAAUGAAAACAUGUAAUAAUACGUUAAGUACGAUCUACGUAAUAUACAUCUAUAUAUACAUUUAUCUAUAUAAAUAAUUAUACUUUUUUUUUUUUUUAAUAUCUUACAAUGUAGGCAAAAGUAAUUCACGUCAGGGGGAUUUUUUGUAUAUAUCCUCGAAAAAAAGAGAGGAGUGAAAAAAAAAAAAAAAAUACUU